This is a messenger RNA of Brassica oleracea var. oleracea, 717 nucleotides long. Its product is annotated as transcription factor bHLH149-like. NCBI's taxonomy places the organism in Eukaryota, Viridiplantae, Streptophyta, Magnoliopsida, Brassicales, Brassicaceae. The record is from RefSeq and is a predicted model, not a curated record. Gene Ontology annotation, molecular function: protein dimerization activity. Gene Ontology annotation, biological process: regulation of DNA-templated transcription.
GAAGCUCUCUUCUUGUUUACGAGCAGCGAGGAAGACGAAAAUAUUGUUGUGAUCUUGUGCCUAUUUACACUUCUUUUAGAAUCUUUCGUUUGAUCAGAUUUGAUGGUGGAUUCUCUAUUUCCGAGCUUCGAAACAACCGUUGACGAUGCCUCUCCGGAGUCAAGACAGAAGAGGCGGAAGAUAUCAGAGACGGCGAAGGAGGCAGAGUCAUCAGAGAUCAACCAAGAAAGCUUGAAGAGAUGGAGAACCAAUCGUGUGCAGCAGAUCUACGCCUCCAAGCUCGUCGAAGCUCUGCGCCGAGUUCGUCAGAGAUCCAACGACGGCGGUAAAAUCACAUCCGCCGCACGAGAGAUACACGACACGGCGAACCGAGUUCUCACCGCGUCGGCUCGCGGCACGACACAGUGGAGCAGGGCGGUCUUAGCCACUCGCGUCCGAGCGAGUCUGAAGAAACACAAGAAGGAGAAGUUAGCCGGAACUCCCAAACCGAGAAAAGACACCUCGACGGAGAAGAAGCGAAUUAAACUGCCAGCGGUUGAGAGAAAGCUGAAAAUUCUCGGCCGGUUGGUUCCCGGUUGCCGGAAAGUCACCGUGCCAAACCUUUUAGAUGAAGCGACCGAUUACAUCGCGGCUCUAGAGAUGCAGGUCCGAGCCAUGGAGUCUCUAGCAGAACUCCUAGCAGCCACCGCGCCACGGUCGACGUUGAUCCGACCGUAA